Jatropha curcas is the source of this 1218-nucleotide messenger RNA. Its product is annotated as GDSL esterase/lipase At5g03610. NCBI's taxonomy places the organism in Eukaryota, Viridiplantae, Streptophyta, Magnoliopsida, Malpighiales, Euphorbiaceae. The record is from RefSeq and is a predicted model, not a curated record. Gene Ontology annotation, molecular function: hydrolase activity, acting on ester bonds.
GACACCUAAAGCAAUCCCUUAUCUAAGAUCUCCAUUAAGUGCUGGACUUAAUUAAUGGAGAUCAAGCGAGCCAACGCUCUUUUCUUCUUUAUUUUAUUUUCUCUUUCUACUCUUUCUAUAGGAGCUCAGGGCACCACGAAACACAACAAUGUGAAGCUUUUUAUAUUUGGGGACUCUUAUGUUGACACUGGCAACUUCAAAAAAAAUGACGGAGCAUGGAUCCAUCCUUAUGGUUUCAGUUUUCCUGGUAAACCCAGCGGCCGCUUCUCUGAUGGUCGUGUCCUCACUGACUAUAUAGCUUCAUUUCUCGGCAUAAAAACUCCACUCGCUUACAAAUUUAGAAAAUAUGCAAACAAAACGCAGCUAGAGCGAGGAAUGAAUUUUGGGCAUGGAGGGAGUGGUGUUUUUGAAACGUUUAACAAAGAUUUCCCAAAGUUUGAAACCCAAAUCUAUCAGUUGGAACAUCUUCAUCGCCAAUAUACUAAACGCGAUUUUGCUAAUUCUGUGGCGUUGGUAUGUUUCUCCGGCAACGACUAUGCUUCCCAUAUGCAAAAAAAUGGCAGCGUUCAGGAAAUGCCAAGUUUGACAAGAAGAGUUGUAGAUCAGCUAGUUAAGGAUAUACAACAUAUUCAAAGUUUGGGAGUUGCAAAAAUAGCAGUAGUAGGAAUGGGGCCGUCUGGAUGUGUUCCCCAAGCAACUGACAAAAUUUCUUACAAUAGUUGCAACGAAGACUUAAAUUCAGCCUCAAAGUUUCACAACCAGAUGCUCCAGCAAGCUCUAACAGAUUUGAACAAAGACAGCAAGAAACCUACAUUCAUGUAUCUCGAUCUUUAUAGCUCAUUCGAAACAGCCAUGGACGCGCUAAAACGCAGUGCAGAAAUUAUGGAGUACAAGAACCCAUUGAAGCCUUGCUGUAGUCUUGAGAUCAACAAUGGAGAAAGGAAAUUUAUAAUAUGCAAACAUCCUGAGCUAGCAUUCUAUUGGGAUGAUGUUCAUCCUUCUCAAAAUGGUUGGCAUUCUGUUUAUUUGGCUCUAAAACCUACUCUCAAAGAACUCCUAAUUAAUUGAUUCUUAAUUUUUGAGUUGUCUUCCAAACACUGAUCUAUGUGGUGAAAAUUUUAUAUUUGUUUGAGCAAUACUACAGAGAGCAAACAUCUUCAUUUCUGCACUGUAAUGGCUGUCCUAUUUUGAAUGAUGUUCAAAGUUCAUAAUUAGUUA